Drosophila serrata is the source of this 3298-nucleotide messenger RNA. RefSeq names its product mitochondrial protein C2orf69 homolog. NCBI's taxonomy places the organism in Eukaryota, Metazoa, Arthropoda, Insecta, Diptera, Drosophilidae. The record is from RefSeq and is a predicted model, not a curated record. Gene Ontology annotation, cellular component: mitochondrion.
GUCACAUUGGAUAAAAGAAAAACAGAGAAAGACCGAAAUUAGCGGGAAGUGCAGAAAAAUCGCCAAAAUUUUCACGCGCAACUAUUAAGAACCAAAAACAGCCUCACCAUUGAUCAAUUCCUGCAACUGCAAGAGCGGAUCCGUAACUUCGAGGGAAUGCUUGGCGGCGGCAGCGGGGAGCGUUUGUGCACGCCAAGCACUUCGGCCGGCCCCUUCCGCAUCUUCUCUGUGGCCGGAUUCCAAAACAGGGCCAAUGACAUCGUCUACUGCCCGCCAAUUGUGCGCCAGCAGCAGUCGCAGCAUGUGCCGGAGGACUCCACGGCCAUUAUCUACUUCGGCGGCGACGUUCAGGAUUUUCCGGAGAGCAUGGAGACGAAUCGCGACAGCAGGGGCUACAUGAAGUACAAUCUCGAGAAUUCGGCCAUUCUGUUGCGCGAGGCUUUCCCCAGGUCCCACAUCAUCGUCAUUCGGCCGGUUCGCAUGGAGUUCAAGACAUUUAGCUGCUUCGAUAAUUUCGUGAGAGGAAACAAUGCUGGAGUCCCAGAUCACACUCCCAUGAACCAUGCCCUCCAGCAUCUGGAAAAAUUAUUGCAGAAUCUGUCGCAGCGCUUGAUCUCCAUACCCGAGAACGAGAUCCUUGAUCAGGCCGCACAGGCGGCGGCUGCAGCGGCGGCAGUGGCUGCUGCAGCUGCGGCCGCUGCCCUAACGCUAUCUAAUGCCACCGUCACCUCGGAGUCCAACUCGCAGUCGGCGCCCGCCUCCAACGACAGCAGUCAGGAAAUGGAUAUAGACAUACUGCAGGUGCAGGAAAAUGUGACCGUGGAUGCAGACGGGGCUGUCAUAUUCCCUAUUGUUGGCAGCGAAGUGGCAGAGACAGUCAAUAAUGUCACUGGAAAUAAUGGAAACAUUGGCGGCAGCAACGAGGCCAAUACGAACAACCAUCAGGAGGAGCAGGCGAACAAUCAGAUCCAGCAAACGCAACAGGCGGCUGCCAUCAAGUUGACUUCUGCCACCAACAACGUCGAGCACUACAAUAAUGACUGUGCCACGAGGCAGGUUCCUGCAGUAAAUGCAACUGCAGCGUCUGCGACGGCAACAACCACAUCAACAGCAACAGCGGCGGCAACCAGCGACAGCAAUCCACUUUGGUGGCGCGAGAACCUUAACCUGGACAAGUCCAAGCUGGUGCUGAUUGGCUUCAGCAAGGGCUGCGUCGUGCUCAAUCAAUUCAUCUACGAGUUCCAUUAUUUAAAAACCCUCACGCCCGACGACAGCAGCAUGUGCCGCUUGCUUUCCCGCAUAUCGGACAUGUAUUGGCUGGAUGGCGGUCAUGGAGGUCAGAAGAAUACAUGGAUCACAUCACGUAGCUUAUUGGAGACGCUAACGCGCAUGGGUAUGAACAUCCACGUCCACCUGACGCCCUAUCAGGUGCAGGACGAUCGACGGCCCUGGAUCCGCAAGGAGGAGAAGCUGUUCACGGAGAUGCUGAGGCGGCUGAAUGCGCCGAUCACCCGGCACCUGCACUAUGACAACCAACCGGCCAACCUUAUGACCCACUUUGAGGUGUUGCAGGCCUUUUGCCAGCACGUCCAUGCCCUAAACCAGCAGCAGCAGCAGCUUCAGCAACAACAACAACAGCAGGGAGUGGGGAUAAGCGACCAGUCGGCAGUGGCUACCAACAACGGCGGGACCAACAACAGUCUACUAGAAAGCGGCGAGGAGGGAACUGCCGCCCUGAAGCGCCAACAGGUGGCCCAGCUGCGUCAGCAUCAUCAACAGCUGCUGGCUGCCGCACCGGAGCUAGCAUUAGCCUCCUCAUCGCGCCUGGCCGCGGCCCUGAUCUCGUCGGCGGUGGCCCUGAGCAGCGCCUCCUCAUCCGCCGCCGGGAGCAUUGUAAAUAAUCAUCAUCACAGCCAUAUGCAACAACAGCAGCAGGAGCAGCUGCCUCAGCCACCGCAGACACGCCAUCAUCAGCAUCACCAGCACUCCCACAGGCAUCACCACCACCACCACUCGCACCACCAUUCGCAUCACCACUCUCACCAUCAGUGUCGCUCGAAACGCAAACUGCAGAAACUGUAUUAUACGCUUUGCCGUUAGAUCUGUAACUUAACUUUAUCGAAUGUAUACUUGUACGAGAGACAGUUUCUUAGAACCACCAUUAGCAAGCACCUAACUUUUCCCAGUCAAUUCCAAAGUGUCGUUUGUAUGUCUAUUUUUUGUGUAUAUGUAUUUAUUUAUUCCCAUUUUUUUCUACUCUUACAUCACGUCAUUUUCGUAAUUAUUGGUCCUAAAAGUGAAGAAAAAAUCUCAUCAGUGCAAUAAUGUAGGUAGAUACGUCUACAAGUAUAUAUAUAUUUAUACAAAUAUGUAUGUGUAUAUGCUGAUUUUAAAAUCAUCUCUAUGUAUACAAACACUCCAAGCUAAUUUAUUUGUAAUCGAAAAACGAUUUGUGAUUUGCGCACAUGAACUAAGAACACUUCGCAAGGCAAGCAUCCUCCAUUGACUCAAGCAAUUAUCGUUUUAAGUACCCCCAAGGAAUUUAUAUGUACGUUGACGCAGUAAUCUAACCAAUCUUAGAACACCCCCCGACCCCACACAAAACCCCCCUCUGAUUAAGUAUUACUUAGCGUUAAGUGAGCUUUAAAUUAAGUUGCAAACUGGCAAGGAUCCCACGACAAAAUGUACUUUACUUAGGACGACGAUCCUCAGAUUCGAUUGCGCGAACUGAGGCCGAAGUAACAAAUUCGCGAGAAGCCGAGAGAUAAGCUCUCGUGUAGAAGGCGUUCGUGGUACACGUAGUUUUUUCUGAUUGUGCUGGACAAGUCAAGGGAAAAGUACUCAAUGUGGGAAUUAAGUGAACUUUUGCCAAGUACGAUCCAGAUGCGAUAAGUAAUUGUAAUGGCGCGCGUUCCUUAUACCAAAGAGCUUAUAAUAACAAGAUGCUUAACGACCAUCAUUUGAAAUGUCAAAUUCAACCGACAAAAAAUUUUAUAGCGUUAUUAAUUUUGUUAUUAUAGGGUCUUUGCUUAUACACUAUUUAAUCGAUAUGGAAAUCAUCAUUACCGCUUCCGCUUAUCCAACAAACAGACAAACCGAUCAAACACAAAUCCAAUUAAACUUAUAUAGUGCAUAGAGAAACGAAUAAUAAAUUACACAAAAAUUUCGUACCUUUGUCGAAUUUGCAGUUCAAAAUUGCUUUACGAGAGUUUUGUCAAUGUAAGUUGUACGGCUUAAAAGUUCACAUACACUUUAGGCAAGAAAUCUAAUUAAUAAAUGGAUACAGAGAAUGAUACAA